This is a messenger RNA of Bipolaris oryzae ATCC 44560, 1155 nucleotides long. RefSeq lists its product as uncharacterized. NCBI's taxonomy places the organism in Eukaryota, Fungi, Ascomycota, Dothideomycetes, Pleosporales, Pleosporaceae. The record is from RefSeq and is a predicted model, not a curated record. The transcript has 3 exons. The coding region runs from base 1 to 1155 and encodes 384 amino acids.
AUGUCUCCUCAGUCGCUCCAACCUUCAAUGUCACAUCUGCCCGAAAGUCCUCUACCGUCUCACGAGGCCAUCCACGUCCCGGCCUCUGCAUGGUAUGGCCCCUCGAUUUCGGCCCCCGAGUGCUCUAGUGAGCCUAGCUAUGCCUCAUACAACAACUACAUUACUCCUCACACAUCCUCUAUCAAUCUGUCGCCACCAGCCACAGCGUUUCCUUAUAUGCCAAAACAUCCGGGAUCCGCAACACAGUUGGAUCCAUCUGUUACGCUGUCUCCAGGCACAGUCUACUCUCGAGACUCGGUGGUACCCGAGCCUGCCAGCCCAUUAGAGGAGCCUCAGUCCGACCCAAAGUAUUCGUUACAUCAGUCGACCUUGCGUCUCGGACCACAGUCUCACCUACUGGACCGAAAUCACAGUGGUUUGAGUAACUUGAACACCGCAAGAGCGAACGUAUCCUGGGCCAUGAACCCCCUGGGCAUCCACUCUAGUCAUGAAUCGUACUAUCCGGCGUUCCCAUCCUUGAAUCAUAGCCCUCGUCUGAGCGAACCAUCAGUAGAGCUAUCAAACCAGAUGGUCUCACCACAGCCACGGCGCAUGUACACCCCUAUUGCCCCUCUACCACAAGAGACGCCUCGAUCACAUAGCACCAAAAGGUACCAUGAGGAUGAGGAAGAAGCACUCGACAGCUCUAAGCGUAGGAAACGAUCAGAUUCGCAAACAUCGACACAGUUUGAACUGAGUGAGGAGGACAAGCUCCUACUCAAGCUUAAGGAACAAGACUCUAUGCCGUGGAAGGAUAUCGCAGCGCGUUUCCAGACAGAACUGCAAAAGUCUUAUCAGAUACCAGCGCUACAGAUGCGCUACAAGCGCCUAAGAGAACGAAUGCGCGUCUGGACUGACACCGACCGUAAAGCACUACGUAUGGCGCACGAGUACUGGUUACAAAACAAGUUUGAGAUUAUUGCGCAAAAGAUGUUGGAGUUUGGUGCUCAGGAGAAAUGGACAGCACGGCAAUGCUCACGUCAAUGGCAAAUGAUGGAUCACCCACCAUUGUCAUAUGCCCAAUUCGAUCAUCAUCUUCAGCAGGGCUUUGCCCCUUAUGCCAUGAGUCCUAUUGAGCCGCCACCCAACAACUCCCUGCCCUUCUUGCACACCUGA